GGCCUCUUAAGCUGAAAGCCCACGUGAAAAGGCCCAAAAGGUACUUCAUCUUCUUCGUUUUCUUUCUUCUUUUCUAUUCUCUUUCUCCCCUCCGGUUCGCUGCCCUGCCCUCCCGUCCGAUUCCAGGUUUAUAUCGUUUAUCGGCAUUGAAAUGUCACUGAGUACCGUCACUGUUGCAAGUCCAGUUACACCGCUAUUUACAAUUCCGUCAAGAGAUCCUUGUUAUAAGCUUAAGAAGAAUGUUUGGUCAAACCAAGUCAAAGUUAAGCCACUUUGCGUGCAGUUAAAACCCUUUGAACGGAGGGGCCUCACUCCUUCCUAUAGAGCGAAACACGCUUCUUUAAUAUGUGCUGCUGCUCUGAAUGCCACGUGUGCUGCAGAGCAAACUCAGACAGUAACACGACAAUCGUCUACCAUUACGGUCGCACCUAUCCAAGGAAAAGAGAAGUCCCCGGACCUUGAUGAUGGUGGGUCCGGACUUCCUCCACGCGAUGAUGACGGUGGUGGCGGCGGCGGUGGCGGUGGUGGCGGCCACUGGUCUGGAGGUUUCUUCUUUUUCGGGUUCCUUGCUUUCCUCGGUUUCCUAAAGGAUCAAGAGAGUGGAGAUUCGUACGGGGAUGAAAGGAGAAGGAGAUGAAAUAUUAUUUCAUGUACAUUAAAACUUUCUUUUUUUAUUAUUAUUUUUGAAUUAAUUUAUAGAGAUUUAAAUGUAUAAAGUACUAUUUUGAUAGGAGUCCAGAUUGCAUCACAUUUACAUGCUAAUUGAUUUCAUUAUUCUUAAUAGCUUU
Erythranthe guttata (spotted monkey flower) is the source of this 788-nucleotide messenger RNA. RefSeq lists its product as uncharacterized. Lineage: Eukaryota; Viridiplantae; Streptophyta; Magnoliopsida; Lamiales; Phrymaceae. Gene Ontology annotation, biological process: chloroplast organization; thylakoid membrane organization. The record is from RefSeq and is a predicted model, not a curated record. Gene Ontology annotation, cellular component: chloroplast.